This is a messenger RNA of Cyprinodon variegatus (sheepshead minnow), 794 nucleotides long. RefSeq lists its product as uncharacterized. The transcript has a single exon. NCBI's taxonomy places the organism in Eukaryota, Metazoa, Chordata, Actinopteri, Cyprinodontiformes, Cyprinodontidae. The coding region runs from base 35 to 757 and encodes 240 amino acids. The record is from RefSeq and is a predicted model, not a curated record.
CCAUUCUGCUGUUCUUCAUUUGCUGUUGGGCUUGAUGGGUCAUCAGGACGCUGCUCAGGUCCAGUAUUAUGGGACCGGAGGUUCUCUGGUUCUGAGGCCUAAAUUCUCCGGUAAGAUAACCAGCAUCACCUGGAAGCAUAAAGGGAACAUACAGGCUGAUUGGAUUAAAGGUUCUUUCCCAUUGGAAUAUCUGGGUGACCUGAAAGGUCGGUUAGACCUGAACCUGACCACCGGGAUACUGACUGUGAACAACAUGAUGAAAGCAGACCAAGGACUGUUCAGUGUGGAGAUCAACAACAAGGUUCUUCCUGACGCCUUUGAAGCUCAGUGGAUCGAUAACCUCAAUGAUCACAAAGUUGUAGUCAUAGCGACACCUCUGACCUGCAGCAGUCAGUCUCCGAGCUGCAAACUGAGGUGUGGUGAAGAGAUUAAAGGUGCCGGAACCAUCCAGUACUUCUGGAAGAAAGGAGAGAAUGGAUCAUGGGAGCAGGGAGAGAGGCUGAUUGAGAUUGAAAACACGGAUGAAACUCGACGCUUUAAAACCUUCACCUGCAGAGCAAUGAAUCAAAUCAGCGACAAGGAGAGCAAACCGGAGGAGAACCCAUUCAUCCUAAUAGAACGUGUGCUUUUCUUCAAAAUUGUGAUCAAAUCUGUGGCCCUCCUGUUUCUGCUUAUCUUUAUGGUUUGGUUCUUUUGGAAGAACUGGAACGUCCUCUGUAGGUGUGGGUGCAGAGACAGAGAGAAGGAUGACCUCUAGCUUUACUUCAGGAGCGGUUUGAUUACUUUGUGCAUCA